This is a messenger RNA of Tinamus guttatus (white-throated tinamou), 1831 nucleotides long. NCBI's taxonomy places the organism in Eukaryota, Metazoa, Chordata, Aves, Tinamiformes, Tinamidae. The record is from RefSeq and is a predicted model, not a curated record.
AUUCUGCAACAGGUUUUAUUUGCCCACCUAAGAAUAAAAGAUAAUGGAGACUGAACAGCAGGAGGAGACCUUUACCAACACAGAGACAAAUGACCUGUCUACAGGCAAACGCCCUGCGGAAGACAUGGAAGAAGAACAGGCCUUCAAAAGAUCCCGAAAUACAGAUGAGAUGGUUGAGUUACGCAUCCUGCUUCAGAGCAAAAAUGCUGGAGCAGUGAUUGGAAAAGGUGGCAAAAAUAUUAAGGCACUUCGUACAGACUACAAUGCCAGUGUUUCAGUCCCAGACAGCAGUGGCCCCGAGCGCAUCUUGAGUAUAAGUGCAGAUAUAGAGACAAUUGGAGAAAUCUUGAAGAAGAUUAUCCCUACUUUAGAAGAGUAUCAACACUACAAAGGCAGCGACUUUGACUGCGAAUUAAGACUUCUAAUUCACCAGAGUCUGGCAGGAGGAAUUAUUGGUGUCAAGGGUGCUAAAAUCAAAGAACUCAGAGAGAACACUCAGACCACCAUUAAGCUCUUCCAAGAGUGUUGUCCUCAUUCCACUGACAGAGUGGUGCUUAUUGGAGGAAAACCGGAUAGAGUUGUGGAAUGUAUCAAGAUUAUCCUGGAUCUUAUUUCUGAGUCUCCAAUUAAAGGACGGGCCCAGCCUUACGAUCCCAAUUUCUAUGAUGAAACAUAUGAUUAUGGUGGCUUCACGAUGAUGUUUGAUGAUAGAAGGGGACGUCCUGUAGGCUUUCCAAUGCGCGGAAGAGGAGGUUUUGAUCGAAUGCCUCCUGGUCGUGGUGGACGACCCAUGCCUCCGUCAAGAAGAGACUAUGAUGAUAUGAGCCCUCGCAGAGGACCUCCACCACCUCCCCCAGGUCGCGGGGGCAGAGGUGGCAGCAGAGCUCGUAAUCUUCCCCUUCCGCCACCACCACCUCCUCGUGGCGGAGACCUCAUGUCUUAUGACCGAAGGGGCAGACCUGGAGAUCGUUAUGAUGGAAUGAUGAUGCAGUGUCAUGUGGAUGCCUGUGAUGACAUGCAACCACCAGAACUGUUUGAGGGUGGCUCUGGAUAUGACUAUUCUUAUGCAGGGGGCCGUGGGUCAUAUGGAGAUCUUGGUGGACCCAUUAUCACAACCCAAGUAACGAUUCCGAAAGAUUUGGCUGGAUCUAUAAUUGGAAAGGGAGGCCAGAGAAUUAAGCAAAUACGUCAUGAGUCAGGAGCUUCGAUCAAAAUUGACGAACCAUUAGAAGGUUCAGAAGACCGGAUAAUAACUAUUACAGGAACACAAGACCAGAUACAAAAUGCACAGUAUUUACUGCAGAACAGUGUGAAGCAGUAUGCAGAUGUUGAAGGAUUCUAAUGCAAGAUUAUUUUUUCUUUUUUAUAGUGUGAAGCAGUAUUCUGGAAAGUUUUUCUAAGACUAGUGAAGAACUGAAGGAGUCCUGCAUCCUUUUUUUUUUAUCUGCUUCUGUUUAAAAAGCCAACAUUCCUCUGCUUCAUAGGUGUUCUGCAUUUGAGGUGUAGUGGAAUCUUUGCUGUCCACCAGAUGUAAUGUUUUAGUUCCUUACAAAUAUUUGGGGGGAGGGAAAGGGCGCGUGAGACUAACACUGAAAUUUUGAAACAGCAGCAGAGAGUGGAUUUUAUUUUUGUUCAUUGUUGGUGGUAAAUUGUACUGUUUUCUGUAACUAUUGUGAACACCUUGCUUUAUGUACACUUUUUUUUUUUUUUUGAAUGGAGGGAGAAUACUGGUAGUCCACGUGUCCCUGGCAUCCUUUAAGAGCAGUGUGCAGAAUGUAACGCUCUUUUGUAAGAAAUGUUUAAUGAUUUUUAAAUAAAUUUAGUGAACCUA